AUGGCGCCCAAGAAGAAGAAGAAGCCAGCAGCGAAUCCCGCUCGAGGCUUCGCCACCACUUCUCUACCCUCCAAAUCGAAAACGGUCGCUGAGACUGACGAUGUUUCUGUCGUCGAUGAUCAACCGACGCGGGCAGCCGGGGGUGACGCGUCCGUUCAUGUGGGUGAAGAUCCAGGACCUACUGAUAGCAAGCAGCCUACAGAUGGCGUUCAGAUCCAAGAUAUGACUCCCGAGGAACUAGAAGCUCAUCUGGAGAACUCCGAACUGAACUCAAUGCUUGACAAGCACGGUCCCAGAGUUAUCGCCGAUGCUCGGCGUCAGGUCGCCAGACUAGAGACUGAACGACGUCAACUGCGCCUUCAAACGCAGAAACUAUCCACUUACAACUGGCUGUCAGAAGAGAUGAUUCGUGAGCUGUCUGACAUGGCGAUUGAGGAUGAACGCGGCACAUCAGCUGCAGGCCAUAUCAGGCUCCAUGAAACUGACGAGGAAAAGCUCGUCCGGGACCUGUGGACCUUGGAACGAGUCUUAAGAUCCCUGAACUUUCCAAAAGUGUCUGAAGCCAUCGCGUAUAUCGCAGAACUUGCCCUCUCGAACCAAGUGAAACCCCUUAUCGAUUCUGUGCCUGGCCUAGCCGAGGCGCUGCAAUGGUAUGCCGGGAAUACUCAGUCUGACGAGCUCACCCACUAUGAGCAGACAAGUACCACAAAAACGGAGCGAAGCGGUGGAAGCACUCCGGCUCAGGUAUCAUCUGAGCCGACAACUGUUACUCACAGUAGACAAAGCCCUGCUUCAACUCCUCCGAAAGUCUCGGACGCAGAGGACGUUGCGCUUACCUCUUCAGACAGCGAGGAAGAAGACGACCCUUCCAAGCUGACGGACAGAUACAUCCGAAUCCAAUCACUGAUAUGGAAUGUCCAGAACCAGGCCUUCGAUGAUCGUCAAGAUAAGGGACCCAUGAAAGAGAGGAGGUUGAUUAGGUGGAACCAGAAGUUGCAACAUAUACUCCGUGAUCCACUCUUUGACAAGUGGGAAGCAGAAUCUCAAUGGAGAGCCAACUUGCUGGAACUCCAGGCCGUACAACAGCAGCGCAUGCGUGUAGCAGCUGCUACUCGGCGCGGGAAGAAGAAGCAAGAUCUUUGUGAAGAGACGGUAAGCAGCGACCUAGAGGCAACGGAGACCACAUUGGAAGAACAUCAGAGGGAUGGGGACGAUGACGCCCUCCUAGGCGGCAUGUUUGGAGAGUCUGAAGAUGCUCCUUGUGCUGCCCAAAACCAGACAGCCUCUGAGAGCCCGGUGAAGAUUAUCGCCUUCCCAAAGUGGACAGGAAUAUCACCGAGAAGACUGUUGGAAGAAUUGUGUAAAACUCACGACUCGAAAUCUCGAGUGCGGUUCAGAGCACUGGUCCAAACUUCAUAUUCAGCCAGACACGAACUAGAGAUCUCCUGGGCCGUCGACAUUAUGCUCGAAGCUCACACGGUGGCCGCGCUGCCGCGCGAAAUCUCCGCGCAAAUAACUGAGCGGAACUGGACUCUGGGAAUGAAAGACGUCGCAGCUGCAAAUAGUACGCAGUCCGAAGCUUACAUCUCUACCCUCGCCCUCUUUCUACUCUCAACAAUCGGACCGGGUGAGGCACGAGCUACUGGCCGCCUGCCAACUGUCUGGCGUGACUUGUUCAAGGAUUUGGCCGACGACAAGCAAGCUCUGGUCAAUGAGGAACACAAGACAACCCUUCGUCGGUUACGAGCACUCGUUCACGAGACGGAAGACAAGUUAAAGCAACAACAGGACCCACCCCUCAAUGCUCGUGCACAAAUGCCGAACCUUUCGAAAGAGCGAAGUCGGCCACGGUCAUCGGCUGCCACGAAGAUCAGCCCGGAGCAGGUCUCUAGGGAAUGGAGCUCCAGGACUUCUCGACCAUCGUUCCAGCAAAUGCUCGAGGUUCGUCGGCAACUGCCGGUACACCAGUACAAGGACAGAAUACUGUCGUGCAUUGAGGAAAACCCGGUUAGUGUCAUCUGUGCAGAAACCGGCGCUGGGAAGUCCUCUGGGAUUCCUGUGCUGCUUUUAGAGCAAGCAUUUGCUACUUCUCGAGAUUGUCGCAUACUGGUCACUCAACCACGAAGGAUCUCGGCUGUUACACUGGCGAGGCGGGUGUCUCAGGAGCUUGGAGAGAGUCGGAACGAUAUUGGGACGAUCCGAUCACUGGUCGGGUAUGCCAUACGGUUAGAGAGCAAAACUAGCAAUUCCACAAGAAUCACAUAUGCUACCACCGGUGUUCUGCUCAGAAUGCUGGAAGAGUCUACAGAUCUUGACGACUUGGACUAUCUCAUACUUGACGAGGUACACGAGCGGACCAUGGACCUGGAUCUGCUAUUCAUUGCAUUGCGAAAGUUGCAGAAGCGGCGGUGUAGCCUGAAGAUCAUUCUCAUGUCAGCCACCGUCAGCGCGAAAAAGUUUUCCGACUACUUUGAUGGUGCACCAGUGCUGGAUCUUCCUGGCAGGACGUUUCCAGUUGAUGUCAGGUUCUUAGAGGACGCAGUUGAGGCCGCCAACGAGCUUGGCGGAGUCAAUGAUAAAGCUCUGGUCCUUCAAGACGAGGGUACGGAUUUCGAUGAAGCCUAUGCGGACGAGAAGGGGCGACCCGUCAUCAUGGAGCCAGCGAAGUACAGCAGUCAAACACAACAUACAGUCGCCAACAUGGAUGAGUAUCGAAUCGACUACAACCUCAUCGCAAGACUCGCUGCAUGUAUUGCUACGGGACCACAGUAUGCCAAGUACAGUGCUGCUCUCUUGAUCUUCAUGCCCGGCAUAGGCGAGAUGCGACGUCUCCACAGCCUUCUCCUGUCUAUGGACACGUUCAGUCGCAACUGGGUUGUUCACCUGCUGCAUUCGACCUUCUCGACCGAAGAACUCGAGCGAGCAUUUGAACGGCCUCCACCCGGUCACAGAAAGAUCGUCAUCGCAACCAACAUCGCUGAAACGGGCAUCACCAUUCCCGACGUGACGGCCGUGAUUGACACGUGCAAGGAGAAAAUCAUGCGCUUCGAUGAACGUCGCCAGUUAUCCCGGCUAACGGAGGGAUUUAUAUCUCGCUCCUCCGCACGCCAACGCAGAGGUCGCGCUGCCCGUGUCCAAGACGGUCUCUGUUUCCACCUUGUUACCAAACAUCGACAUGACAACCAGAUGCUCGAGCAACAGGUCCCAGAAAUGCUUCGGCUGAGCCUGCAAGAUCCGAUGUUGCGCAUCAAGGUUUGGGAUCUGGGCUCGAUUGAGGAGACGCUCAAUGCGGCCAUUGAUCCACCUUCCAGGAAGAAUAUCCUCCGGGCAAUCGAGAAAUUGAAGGACGCAGGUGCACUGACGAAGAAUGAAGGACUCACGCACCUGGGCCAGCAGAUCGCGAAAUUGCCCCUCGAGGUUUCGUUGGCAAAACUCGCGAUCUUUGGAGUGAUUUUCAAAUGCUUGGACCCUGUGCUGACCAUGAUCUCCCUCUUGACUUCCAAAUCACCCUUCCUGCCAGGCCCAGCCGCCAGCAGUAGCGGGCAGCAACCUAACGCGCGACUCAGCUUCAGUAGAGGCGAGUCCGAUCUCUUGUCCUCACUCCACGCAUACGAGAGCUGGAAAAAGGCCAGACUCGCUCGGACCGCCCAAGACUUCUGCCGCAAGAACCACAUCAGCGACCAAACAAUGGGUCAGGUCGAAGAGCAGAAGAUACAGUUGUUAGUGUAUCUCGUCGAUGCCCGCCUAGUCGUCCUUGACCCAGACGAGAAAGGACAUCUGAACCGAGCACGUUCGUACCACGGCCACGGCCCGCCCAGCUACAGCAUUCCAACCCGAUACAACCAACCAGUAUCCGACCGCGCGCUCAACGCCAUCAGUGCCAUGGCGCUUUAUCCGCGCAUCCUCAUGCGCGAAGGCAAAGGCUGGCGCAACGUCUACACGAAUCAGAUCGUCACUCUUACUUCUCGAUCGAUCAACCAUCCUUCCCAUUCUGCCAAACCACCGCGCUGGCUGUCCUUCUACGAAGCGAUGCAGAACACACGGUCCGGCAACCUUAAUGUCUUCGAGACGUCCGCAAUCCCGGAGUCCGCCCUCGCGAUCCUGCUAGGUAGUGAUGUCGAGUUCAAGUUCUACGCCGGCGUGAUGGUCUUGGAUGGCGGGAAGGUGAAGCUCAGCGUGAGGCAAUGGAGCGAAUUGAUGGCGAUCAAGACCCUGAGAGAGAAGGUGGAAAAAGUGUUGCAACAAUGCUACAGUGCCCCCAGCCAGGAGGUUGCCGAGCAAGAUAGGAAGUGGUUGGAUCUUUGGUUGAGGAUCGAGGCGGCGCAGGAGUCAUGA
This is a messenger RNA of Cladophialophora yegresii CBS 114405, 4335 nucleotides long. RefSeq lists its product as uncharacterized. Gene Ontology annotation, cellular component: intracellular anatomical structure. Bases 1 to 4335 code for a protein of 1444 amino acids. The record is from RefSeq and is a predicted model, not a curated record. The transcript has 2 exons. Lineage: Eukaryota; Fungi; Ascomycota; Eurotiomycetes; Chaetothyriales; Herpotrichiellaceae. Gene Ontology annotation, molecular function: RNA binding; ATP binding.